Molecule: messenger RNA, 3173 nt
Organism: Jaculus jaculus (lesser Egyptian jerboa)
Lineage: Eukaryota; Metazoa; Chordata; Mammalia; Rodentia; Dipodidae
Gene: Panx2
Product: pannexin 2
Exons: 4
Coding region: 16-2235 (739 amino acids)
Biological process (GO): monoatomic cation transport; positive regulation of interleukin-1 production
Molecular function (GO): channel activity
Source: RefSeq, a predicted model, not a curated record
GCGCCCCCGCCCCCCAUGCACCACCUUCUGGAGCAGUCGGCGGACAUGGCGACCGCGCUGCUGGCGGGCGAGAAGCUGCGGGAGCUGAUCCUGCCGGGCUCGCAGGACGACAAGGCGGGCGCGCUGGCCGCGCUGCUGUUGCAACUCAAGCUGGAACUGCCAUUCGACCGCGUAGUAACCAUCGGCACCGUGCUGGUACCCAUCUUGCUGGUCACCCUGGUCUUCACCAAGAACUUCGCAGAUAAUCCAGGAUCAUCUCCUACAAAGUCCUCAAUCCCAGCUGAAGAUUCCCUUUUACCACAUGAGGCAACAUGGUCACUGGUUCUAGGGAUCAGGAUGUGGACAUCUUGGGAUCUGUCCUUCUACAAACCGCAACAUCUCAUGCCAGUCCUGAUUCUUGCCCCAGCCCGUGUCUCCUCUCUGCCCUCAGAGGAACCAAUUUACUGUUAUACUCCGCACAACUUCACCCGUGACCAGGCUCUGUAUGCCCGUGGCUACUGCUGGACAGAGCUGCGGGAUGCGCUUCCCGGCGUGGAUGCUAGCCUGUGGCCAUCGCUGUUUGAACACAAGUUUCUUCCCUACGCACUGCUGGCCUUCGCUGCCAUCAUGUAUGUGCCCGCUCUGGGCUGGGAGUUCCUGGCUUCCACACGUCUCACCUCUGAGCUCAACUUCCUGCUUCAGGAGAUUGACAACUGCUACCACCGAGCAGCUGAAGGCCGUGCCCCCAAGAUUGAAAAGCAGAUCCAGUCUAAGGGGCCCGGCAUCACUGAGCGAGAGAAGCGGGAAAUUAUUGAGAAUGCUGAGAAGGAAAAGAGCCCUGAGCAGAAUCUAUUUGAGAAGUACCUGGAACGCCGGGGUCGCAGCAACUUCCUGGCCAAGCUGUACCUGGCACGGCAUGUGCUCAUCCUGCUACUCAGUGUGGUGCCUAUCUCCUAUCUGUGCACCUACUAUGCCACUCAGAAGCAGAAUGAGUUCACCUGUGCCCUCGGAGCCUCCCCUGAUGGGCCAGUGAGUGGCGGGUCUACUGUGCGAGUUAGCUGCAAGCUGCCUUCUGUGCAACUGCAGCGGAUCAUUGCAGGUGUGGACAUCGUGCUGCUCUGCUUCAUGAACCUCAUCAUCCUCGUCAACCUCAUCCACCUCUUCAUCUUCCGCAAGAGCAAUUUCAUUUUUGACAAACUGCACAAGGUGGGCAUCAAGACUCGCCGGCAAUGGCGCCGCUCCCAGUUCUGUGACAUCAACAUACUAGCUAUGUUCUGCAAUGAGAACCGUGACCACAUCAAGUCACUCAACAGGCUGGACUUUAUCACCAAUGAGAGCGACCUCAUGUAUGACAAUGUGGUACGGCAGCUGCUGGCUGCCUUGGCCCAGUCCAACCACGACACCACACCCACUGUGCGAGACUCAGGCAUCCAGACCGUAGACCCCAGCAUCAAUCCAGCUGAGCCAGAUGGCUCUGCUGAGCCACCUGUGGUCAAACGGCCCCGCAAGAAGAUGAAGUGGAUCCCCACCAGCAACCCACUACCACAGCCCUUCAAGGAGCAGCUGGCCAUCAUGCGCGUGGAGAACAGCAAGACUGAGAAGCCUAAGCCUGUACGUAGGAAGACGGCCACAGACACACUGAUUGCCCCACUGCUGGAUGCUGGUGCCCGUGCAGCUCACCACUACAAGGGUGGUGGAGGUGAUACAGGCCCCUCCCCAGCUCCACCUCCUGCCCCUGACAAGAAGCAUGCCCGUCACUUCUCUCUGGAUGUGCACCCCUACAUCCUGGGCACCAAGAAGGCCAAGCCUGAGGCAGUACCUGCAGCCCUCCCAACCUCCCGCAGCCAGGAAGGUGGCUUCCUGUCCCAGACAGAGGAGUGUGGGCUGAGCCUGGCUGCAGCACCCACCAAAGAUGCUCCACUCCCCGAAAAGGAAAUCCCAUACCCAUCGGAGCCUUCCCUGGCAGGCCUUCCCUCAGGGGGCCCAUUUCAUGUCUGCUCACCUCCCGCUGGCCCCACUGCCACACCCCUGUCACCAGGCAGCCUGGGCAAGACUGAUCCCCUCACCAUCUUGAGCCGAAAUGCCACUCACCCCCUGCUCCACAUCAGCACACUGUAUGAGGCCCGGGAGGAGGAAGAAGGGGGAUCCCGUGCACCCCCGGACAUGGGUGACCUCCUUGCCAUCCCCCCACCCCAGCAGAUCCUCAUCGCCACCUUCGAGGAGCCAAGAACAGUUGUGAGUACUGUGGAGUUUUGAGGGGCAGGACUGCCCAGGCUUCCAAAAACCCUCUGCAUGAGCCAGGGGUGGCCCAGCUGAGACUAGCCCUGAGUGGAUGCAGCCUCUGCCCACUCAGUAAUGCCCACACUCCCCAGCCUCCCAUCUGCAUGCCACAGGGACCAGCACCCCUUCCACCCGGCUCGGCAUGGCAUCCAUGUGUACAGGCUGGGGCAUAGGGUAGGGUGGGACACUCUCCACCCCAGCAUCAGGUGUUUCCCUGGGGUGCUAGGCUACAAGAUGAAGAGUUUAUUUUUUUAAUGGGGUUUUCUCAUGGGCCAAAGCUGGAACAGGACAACUCAGCAUCCCCAGCUUGGCCCACCCAGGGCAAGUGAAGAUGAUGCUGGUGAAAGUGGCACUGACCUCAGGGUCACAUCCCUGGGGCUACUCACUCAGGGGCUCAGCCCCUGCAGGGACCUGAUGCUCUGGGGGAGUGCAGGGGCUGCCCAAAUCAACAUGCACUUUCUCUUAGUAGCCUGACAUACACUUUAUUUUACUAUGAAUACUGUAACUGACGAGCAUAUUUAUCAUCAGGAGAUUUAGGAUGAGUUUAAAGGAUGGUGUGUGUGAGUGGGCAUGAGCAGAGGUGGGUAUGAGCAUGUGAGUGAGCAGCCUGGAUGCAAGCAAGCUCAUGAACAAGUAGGGGCAAGUGUGUGUGGAUGAGUGUCAGUGUGUGAGUGUGUGAGUGGUACCCACAUGUGAGCAGUGGGUGAGAGCAGGCAUGGGCUCCAGGGUGUGAGCGAGGGAAGGAAUCCAACGCAAUAACCACAUCCCUCUCCCGGGACCCCAGCUGCUGGCCAGGCUGCUUCCCAUGGGAGCCCAGGCCCCACUGGCCCCACCCCUAUUACCUCAGCCACGCGCCACGUGACACAGUAUUAACAAGGUAGCACUGAGCAUAUCAAUAAAUACUAUUCUGAUAA